Solanum verrucosum is the source of this 2359-nucleotide messenger RNA. Its product is annotated as acetyl-coenzyme A synthetase, chloroplastic/glyoxysomal-like. Gene Ontology annotation, molecular function: AMP binding; acetyl-CoA synthetase activity. The transcript has 17 exons. Lineage: Eukaryota; Viridiplantae; Streptophyta; Magnoliopsida; Solanales; Solanaceae. The record is from RefSeq and is a predicted model, not a curated record. Bases 19 to 2052 code for a protein of 677 amino acids.
AAAUUAAUUCCUCCUUGUAUGGAAUUCAAUUCUUCAGCAAAUAACAAUAGUAUCGUUCUUGGGGAAGCUCUUGCAUCUGAGGAAGUUAAUUUUGUGUUCCCCAGUCAGGAAUUCUCCAAACAAGCUCAUGUUUCUUCUAUACAAAAGUAUGCGGAGAUGUAUGGUAGGUCGGUGGAGGAUCCCGCCGGAUUCUGGUCUGACAUUGCAUCGGAAUUUUAUUGGAAACAGAAAUGGGGGCAACCUGUUUACACCGACAAUCUUGACAUUCGCAACGGCAAAAUUGAUAUUCAGUGGUUCAAAGGUGGUAAAACAAACAUAUGUUACAAUUGCUUGGAUAGAAAUAUUGAUACUGGAAAUGGUGACAAAGUUGCAAUUUUAUGGGAAGGAAAUGACCUUGGUCGUGAUGCCACUUUAACGUACACUCAACUUUUGGCCAGAGUUUGUCAGUUGGCAAAUUACUUGAAAAGUAUUGGAGUUGGGAAGGGUGAUGCAGUUAUCAUCUACUUGCCUAUGCUAAUGGAACUUCCGAUUGCUAUGCUUGCCUGUGCUCGCAUUGGUGCCAUUCACUCGGUAGUAUUUGCGGGGUUCUCAGCAGAAUCACUUGCACAGAGAAUUGUGGAUUGCAAACCAAAAAUUGUGAUAACAUGCAGUGCAGUUAAGAGAGGAGCAAAGACUAUUUUUCUCAAAGACAUUGUUGAUGAUGCCUUAACACAAUCUGCCCAAAAUUCAGUCAAAAUAGAUGUGUGUUUGACUUUUGAGAAUGAAUCAGCAUUACAAAAACAAAUGACUAAAUGGGUUGAAGGAAGAGAUAUUUGGUGGCAGGAUGUUGUUCCAAAAUAUCCAGUUACAUGUGAUGUAGAAUGGGUUGAUGCAGAAGAUCCACUUUUCCUACUUUACACUAGUGGCAGUACUGGAAAGCCUAAGGGUGUUCUUCAUACAACUGGAGGCUAUAUGGUAUACACUGCAACAACAUUCAAGUAUGCAUUUGACUACAAACCAAAAGACAUUUAUUGGUGUACAGCUGACUGCGGUUGGAUUACUGGUCAUAGUUAUGUUACAUAUGGACCUUUACUGAAUGGAGCAACCAAUGUGGUUUUUGAAGGGGCUCCGAAUUUUCCAGAUGCAGGACGUUGUUGGGAUAUUGUUGAUAAGUAUAAAAUUUCAAUUUUUUACACCGCUCCCACAUUAGUAAGAUCUCUCAUGCGCGAGGGAGACGAGCAUGUGACUCGAUAUUCAAGAAAAUCUUUGAGGGUGCUGGGAAGUGUUGGCGAGCCAAUCAAUCCUAGUGCAUGGAGAUGGUUUUUCAAUGUUGUAGGAGAUGGAAAGUGCCCUAUAUCUGAUACAUGGUGGCAAACAGAAACUGGAGGUUUCAUGAUUACUCCAAUGCCAGGAGCUUGGCCCCAGAAGCCUGGUUCUGCUACAUUACCAUUUUUUGGUGUCCAGCCUGUAAUAGUGGACGAGAAGGGUGUGGAGCUAGAAGGUGAGUGUAGUGGAUAUUUAUGCGUGAAAAAUUCAUGGCCUUCUGCAUUCAGAACACUUUACGGAGAUCAUGAAAGAUAUGAAACUACAUACUUUAGUGCCUUUCCUGGAUAUUACUUUACGGGUGAUGGUUGCAACAGGGACAAAGAUGGUUACUACUGGCUCACUGGCAGAGUAGAUGAUGUUAUUAACGUCAGUGGACACCGCAUUGGCACAGCUGAAGUAGAGUCAGCUUUAGUUUCACAUCCUCAAUGUGUUGAAGCUGCUGUUGUUGGCGUGGAGCAUGAUGUUAAAGGACAAGGGAUAUACGCGUUUGUUACUUUGGCUGAAGGUGUUUCAUAUAGUGAGGAACUCAGAAAAAGUCUUAUCAAAGUUGUUAGAGAUAAGAUUGGAGGUUUUGCUGCACCAGACAAGAUCCAUUGGGCACCAGGUCUACCAAAGACAAGAAGUGGCAAAAUAAUGAGAAGAAUAUUGAGAAAAAUUGCUUCAAACAGCUUAGAUGAGCUUGGGGACACAAGUACUUUGGCUGAUCCUACUGUUGUUGAUCAACUUAUUGCACUUGCUCAUUCUUGAUGCCACUUUAAUUUUACCUUAUUCUUAAUUAAUUCCGCGAUUGUUUGUUUUUUUGACAUCAAAAUCUUGUCUCGACUUCGAUUCGAGACGCAACGCCUUCUAAAAGAUGCAAUCCUUGGAGUCCAGAUUAUGUUGCCUUUAUUGGUGGACGCAGUAGCAUGUCUUACUGUCUACUUAUAUUUGACAUGACACCUCAUAUAUAUGAGCCUGCACUUUUUGAGAUAAUAUGGGUGUAUAUUAUUCAUAAAAAGUGGUGGUUUUUCAUUUUGAAAAUGACAAAACUGCAAUAGUUCCAGCUUGUCUUUAA